GCACACGACACACCCUCUCUCUCUUUCUCUCUCUCAGGUUUUUUUGAACUUAAGAUAUCUAUGAGAUUAGGGUUUCGAACUUCAAAAGAAGAAAUACACCAAUCCUUUUUUUUCCCUCAAAAUUUAUUGUUCGAAUACAUUUCCUUCUUUUAAUUUCCCCAUUUUCAUUUGAACAAGAAUUUGACACUUCUUCUAAAUUGCUGUGACCAAAGUGUCUAUGUGAAACCCAACUUCCUCUCUCUAAAUUAUUACCAUGAGCUUCGCUGAUCCAUCGAUGGCAUUGCUAGCUGCGAGCGGCGGCGACACUGUGAAGCUCUUCGACAUUUCUGUCGAGCCACGCGAUCCUUGUACCUUAAGUUACACUCCCUCGCCGGGUUACCAAGUCAACUCCGUCAAGUGGAACCAUACAAAUUUGGUGGUGGCAAGUGCCGGAGACGAUAAGAAGAUAUCACUGUGGCGGGAAAAUGGGCAGAGUAUAGGGACCAUUCCGGUGGCAGGCAGUGAUAGCGGUGAUAACAUUGAGGAGUCUAUAUACACUAUCAACUUUAGCAACAAAGGAUCCAGGUACAUUUGUUCUGGAGGAAGUGGCCGAGUUGUAAGAAUAUGGGAUUUGCAGCGAAAACGCUGUAUCAAAUGGCUGAGAGGUCAUACCGAUACGAUAACCGGUGCAAUGUACAACUGCAAAGACGAGCACUUGGCUUCUGUCAGUCUUAAUGGGGAUCUUAUUCUUCACAACCUUGCUUCUAGUGCAAGGGCUACUGAACUCAAGGAUCCUAAUGGACAGGUGUUGAGAGUGCUUGAUUAUUCUCGGAUUAGCAGACACCUUUUGGUGACUGCUGGUGAUGAUGGGUCCGUUCAUCUGUGGGAUAUGACCGGUCGCAGCCCAAAGGUUUCUUGGUUGAAGCAGCAUUCUGCACCAGCCUCUGGUGUUAGUUUUUCACCAUCAAAUGAUAAGAUAAUUGCUAGUGUCGGUCUGGAUAAAAAGUUACACACUUUUGACUCGGGAACUCGGAAACCCUCAUUUUGUAUUCCUUAUGAGGCACCUUUCUCUUCCUUAGCAUUUAGAGACGAUGGAUUGGUACUGGCAGCAGGAACGAGCAAUGGACGAAUUGUAUUUUAUGAUGUCCGUGGAAAGCCACAACCUUUAACUGUUCUUCGUGCUUAUGGCAGUUCUGAGGCUGUCACAAAUCUAUGCUGGCAAAGAUCAAAACCUCUCGUUGUAAAUGAAAACAAUUGCACAUCUGAGACUGCUCUCCUGGGAGGUGCUGUAGAGGAUUCAAUUCUUAUGCCUGACCCGCUUCCCUCUGUAACAUCAUCAACCCUUUCAACAUCCACCACAGUAUCUGGUUUUCGCAAUCCUGGUCGUUUAGGUGUCUCUGCAGAGUUAUCUUCUUUUCCAGCCGCCAGUGGUGGAUCUAUAUCAAGCACACUCAAUUUAUCUACUGCAGAGGUGACACCAAUUCAAAGCAGUAUUUGGACAGGUGGAACUUUAACAAGAUUACAUGCACCUCGUAGUUAUAAGGAUGAUAUGGAGGUGUUUUCGCCACUUGUGGAAGUUCAGCCAAUUACACCCUCGCUUGAUAAGCUGUGGGAUGACCAAGGGGGAGCAAGAAAAGAUCAUGAUAAGAAAUCUUCUCUGUUGUUUCCUUCGUCUAGGAGAUUCCCGCUUUCAGAUGAAGGGGCCAAUGAUUCUAAUCCAAUAUUCGAUUGGAAAUCUACUUCAACUUCCAGACAGUUGGUAUCAACUCCUACGGCACCUUUGAAGAUUGAUGACUCUUCCUCCAUAACUCCUCCAGAGGCUUGGGGUGGUGCAGGAUUGCCUGAUAAAUUCACGUACCACCAUCAGUCGGUUACUAUACCUUCUCGUUUGGCAAUGUUGACAUCAAGUAGUCUGAUAUCAGGAUCAAUGUUUUCUGGAUUGCAAGAUUUUUCUACUAGCCAGAUAAAUACGAGCUUUGCAGCAAAUUCAAGCGUGGGUUUGGCAAAUUUGCAUUCCAAAGACACGUCCUCCAAUCCAGAGACUUCAAUUGGAUUUUCAGAUCAUAUUCCCUUCAGUCCCACUUCUCUUUCUCUAGGUACAAAAGGCAUUACAGGGCAGGCUAACCUGGAAUCUGUGGGACCAGCAUUGACCCUCCCCCGAAGAUUUUCCAGUUAUGCCGAGAGAAUAAGUGCCACUCCAUCCUUUAGUGACGGAACAUCUCUGUCAGUGAGUUCACCAAAAACUAAGAAAACAGGAGCGGAAACAAGGGAACAACUUUUGAAUAGCUUAUUGUCAAGGUCUGAUGUAUCAUCUGCUGCAGAAGCUGGGAUUCUUCCGGCCAUGAAUGGUGGAAUAACACAGCCUCAGAAGACAACAACACAGCCUGACGCACAGCAGGGAUCUUCCUUUACUCUUCAGCUGUUUCAACGAACCCUUGAAGAAACUCUUUCUUCCUUUCAGAAAUCCAUUCAUGCGGACAUGAGAAAUCUCCAUAUAGAAAUUUUGAGACAAUUCCAUAUACAGGAGAUGGAAAUGUCAAGUGUGAUGAGCACGAUCUUGGAUAACCAAGCUGAGCUGAUGAAAGAAGUUCAGUCACUCCGCAAAGAAACCCAGCAACUCCGCCAAUUAUUAUGAUCAUCAGCUGAGAUCUUGUGUGUUUUCUUAUUUAUGGAAGUUGUUUUGGUGCUAGCUCGUGCUUUGUUUCCUGCAUUUGCAAUUCAUUUGUGGGUGCCAUGUUUUAUGGAAUGGGCCAUAAUGGUUUUGCUCUUGUGCAAUUUCUAGUUGUAGGCACUGUAGUUGUGUGUAUUUUUUUUUUUUUUAAAUCAGUCUUGUUAGUGUAUUCCUCGAGGCUGAAAUAGAGAGGAAGUGUGGGUUUUUUUUUGUCGUGGGGUGAA
Messenger RNA from Ilex paraguariensis (yerba mate), 2874 nucleotides. The record is from the annotation of a GenBank genome assembly. NCBI's taxonomy places the organism in Eukaryota, Viridiplantae, Streptophyta, Magnoliopsida, Aquifoliales, Aquifoliaceae.